CACUCUGCCCUCCCCGGACAGGUCUUUUACAACGGUGCCAACGUGAAGCAGGUGGACGUGCCCACGCUGACCGGCUCCUUCGGUAUCCUGGCCUCUCACGUCCCUACCCUGCAGGUCCUCAAACCAGGAGUCGUGACGGUCUAUGCUGAGGAUGGCACGGCCACCAAGUAUUUUGUGAGCAGUGGCUCUGUCACGGUCCACGCGGACUCCACCGUGCAGGUGCUGGCAGAGGAGGCGGUGACAAUGGACAUGCUGGAUCUGGCUGCUGCAAAAUCAAACCUGGAGAAGGCUGUUUCAGAGAUGGCUGCAGCAUCUGAUGAAGCAGCUAAAGCAGAAGCUCAGAUUAAAGUAGAAGCUAAUGAAGCACUUGUAAAAGCCCUGGAGUAGUUAAGGAAUUCCACUGUCGAUGUAGAGAAACCCCAGACUGUCCUACUUGUCCUGGCUUCCCCGAUUGUACAGAUGGUGCGGGACAAACGGAGGCGGAGAAAACGCUCUGAUCAAUUAAAAAGA
Messenger RNA from Haliaeetus leucocephalus (bald eagle), 510 nucleotides. It is a transcript of the gene ATP5F1D, whose product is annotated as ATP synthase, H+ transporting, mitochondrial F1 complex, delta subunit. The annotation marks the transcript as partial. The transcript has 4 exons. The record is from RefSeq and is a predicted model, not a curated record. Gene Ontology annotation, molecular function: proton-transporting ATP synthase activity, rotational mechanism. NCBI's taxonomy places the organism in Eukaryota, Metazoa, Chordata, Aves, Accipitriformes, Accipitridae. Gene Ontology annotation, biological process: proton motive force-driven ATP synthesis.